Messenger RNA from Drosophila virilis, 6494 nucleotides. RefSeq names its product Neprilysin 4 (gene Nep4). NCBI's taxonomy places the organism in Eukaryota, Metazoa, Arthropoda, Insecta, Diptera, Drosophilidae. Gene Ontology annotation, molecular function: metalloendopeptidase activity. Gene Ontology annotation, biological process: protein processing. The record is from RefSeq and is a predicted model, not a curated record. Gene Ontology annotation, cellular component: plasma membrane.
UGAAGUACAGGGUAUAGUCGUGUGAUGCCACAGUAUCUCACGCGUUAAGGGCAGAUGAGCAUGGAUCUUACAUAAGGAAAAAGUACUUGUCGUAAUUAUUCGUAUGUCUGCUGGGGCUAUUCGGUUGAUUAGUCUGGCUGACUACCGAUCAAUUUGGGGGGAUUUUUAGAUUAUGUGUCAACUCAUUGUUAAUUAACCGCGUAAUUGAAAAGUUCAUUUAAAAGUGGCGUUCAUUCAUUUAACACACGUUCACAUGCACAAACAUAGCCACAGGCAUUCAUAAAUUGAUUCAUUUUUGGUUCGUUUACCUUUUGCACAACCUGAUGGCACAGUUUUCUUCUGUAUAAACAUGUUGCAUUCAUAUUUAUUUAUUCGAUUAUUGUGCUCUUGAACUAGAGAUCAAAUGAACACAAUGGCCAAACCAAAUUAAAAGCCAUAAGGUUGGCAAUUAUAUAACUUUAGCGCCGGAGACUGCAAUUGCAACAGGCAAAUGGCAGCAACAACAAUUAUAAAUAUUAUGCAGUGCAUUCCACCUAUUUACCUACAUGUGUGUGUGUGUGUGUGUGUGUGUGUAUAUCUGCUUGACAUGUUCUCCAAUCUCGGCCAUAGUCGCUAAUUAAAAGGUUUAAGGCUAAAAUUAGCAUAGGAGGCAAUGGCAAUUCAAAGUGAAUACAACUACAGAUGCACCUCACAGCGACACGCACAAAAUGAGAGACCUACACAUACACACAAACACACAACACACACACACACACAAACAUAAGCUAAUUCGCGUGUUUGUUGUUCAUGAAACACAAAUUCAUGCGAUACGAGAUGGAGAAAUGGACCUCGGCAACAACAAAAAAUGCCCAUAGGCUUGUACUCUACGUAUGUUGAAUGGAUGGGUAGGUGGUGGUGGUGUUUAUGGGGCAGAAGAGCAGGGGCCAGGGGGCUUACUAUUUUGUUGAGCAUGAGCUGCGUGUCGUCAUAUUAGAUGGCAUCGCAUGCGAGCAAUUAUCCGCAUAAUCUUGUAAUACUAACCUAAACCCAAAAUGAUGUCGAAAGGCAAUUUAGUGGCAAGUUUUCUUUUCGCCUCGCAAGUAGCUUUAAUUCACUUAACUAGUUGUUCGCGUGUGUGUGUGCUUAGAUAUGUGAGUGUUUGUGUGGCCUGUGAUUAUGCAUAUAGGCAGUAAAUACAUUUGGUGUUUUCGCUGAUGGAAAUUACGUAUACGCACGGUGUGCGCAGUUUGUACUUGCAGAAACUUUUUCGAGUGAAAUUCUAGAUAAGCUUAAUGGGACUUUGGCCUUCAAGUUAACUCAUAAAUAAGUUAACUAUUAUUAAAUAAAUUAAUCCGGCUAGUAGAACCUUGUAAAUUACAUAUAAUCUGUCCUUGUAUGCUUAUGUCGAAAAGAAUUCAGCGAUACUUUGUUUACAUAUUUACACCUAACCAUUGCAACUGUUAAUAUGCCCCAUUCCGUAGGGUGUAGCGCAACGAAGCAACCAAUUUUUGACCAGCUUUGGUCCGUCCUGUUUGUCUCUGCUGUCCAAUUGUUUUGUGAAAUUAAAUUAAAUUGAUUGAAUUUAGACUCAAUUCAAAGCUGAACCCGGGACGGAGGUCAAAGCGGAGGUGCUACCGUUUACAGGGUAUGCAUGUAUGCGUGUAUGCCGGUGUGUGUGUAAACGUGUGCGCCAGUGAUAAUGACACUAAUUUGAGAACGAAAAGUUUGUUGUUGCGACUGCUGCAGCUGCUGCUGCUAAUGUUUAUGCCGUAUUAUUACAGCACUUCUUGUUGUUGUAGCUGUUGUCUGUUCAAAAGUUGUUUUUGUUUAGCCGACAUUAGCACACAUUAAUGGAACCGGAAGUUGCCGCUGCUUAGGGUGCUUUCAAAUGAGGUAAAUAGGUCGAAUGCUGGGCCUACGGCAAUGUGAUCGGCUUAGGUGCAGGUUGAUGCAUUUCCAGAAGGUCAAAGACCCAUUGAUAUCAAUACAACAAUCAUGUUCUGCUAGGCUGUCAAUAUUUACGUUAUGCCCUGUCGCGCAAACUGAAUGGCAGCAUACGCACACAUAUACACACACACACACACACACACACACACACACACACACACACACACACACACACACACACACACACACACACACACUCAUACACUGCCUGGGCAGUAAACACAGAUCACAAUCAUUGCGACUACAUGGAAGCCAAUCUCGUCUCCACCUCUACCUCCGCCGCUGACGCCAUCUCCUUUUCUUUACUGAUCUAUGCUUUUUUGAGGGGUUUAUUUAAGCGCCGCGUUGUCGACGUCGCCAUCGUCGUCGCCGUCGCCGCCGCCACCACCGCCGUUGUCUUCAUUCAAUUGUUUGUCGCGCGCCGUGAUUGCGUCCAGCUUGACCGGCGCACUGGACAGCCCCAGCCGGAGCUGGCACUUUUAGUAGGCAAUGCGCGUGCGACUGAUGCGCUCGCACUAGAUCACGCUGCUUGGUGCUCUCGAUUCUCGGUUCUCGGUUCUCGGUGCUCGGUACUCGAUUCUCGGCUCUUUGGUUGGCGGUUAUUCAUUUUUCAUUGCUUCGCAAUUGCGACGCGCAAAAAAUUGUGUUUAAUUAAAGUAUAAAAGGCCACAGCGCAUAUUCGGCACUAUUCGUUACCGUAUCCAUAUUCGUUACACAUAUUCAUAUUCAUAACCGCGCGCUAUGAGUCGCCACAGCCCGUUGAAGCUGGCGCUGGUGCAGGUGCACGGGGUUCAAAUGUCGCCUACGCCACCCGCCGCUCGUGCGCAUCGCAUCAAGCUGGGACUAGGGGUUAAUCAGCAAACGGGCCGUGUACAGUGGUGUCCCGGUCUAACAUGCUGUAAAUUGCUUUUGCUGCUUCCAGUGGUGAUGCUGCCAUUGACAUUGGUGCUGCUGCUGCUACUGCGGCUGGAUGGAAUGCUGCAGGCUCUUCAACUAAACGAACAACGCAUGCGCGAGCAACGCAGAGCGGCAGACUCGAUGCCCGGCUAUCUGGAUGACUACGAGUCACUGCUGCCGGAGGGCGACAGCUACAAUGAGCUAAUCAAUGAUGAGUUUCUGUUGCCGCAGGCAAAACGCGCCCGGCUGGAGACACUGACGGAACGAGCCAGACGCUGUCUGCCUUAUCGCUAUGCGAAUGGUGAGACUUUGGAGCUGGAGGAUCGCAGCAUUUUAAUGAAGGAUGCGCGCACCUCGUUUCUGCCACAUGGCUCUGGACUCGGCUCGAUGCCACGCGAAUGUUUCGGUAAUGAACUGUUUGUGCCCACCGCAACCGAAACGGAUACGGUGGUUGACGACGAUGCGGGUUCAGAGUUUGACACAAGUCACAAAAAGGGCAUGCCCAAGCGCUAUCCGGAAACGGUGCAGUACUGGUCGCGGCGGCAGACAGCACGUGAACGACGCGAGGCACAGCAACAGCGGAUGAAUAAUAUGGAAUCCGAGUUACUCGACAGCCCGCUGCAAUCUUUCUGGCAUGAGCAGGGCACACGGGAGGAUAUACGGCAGGCACAGGCCAAAACCAUGCAGCGUUACAUGAACACCCAUGUGGAUCCCUGCGUGGAUUUCUACAAGUUCGCCUGCGGUAACUGGGAGAAAUUGCAUCCCAUACCCAAGGACAAGGCGGGCUUUGACACCUUCGAAAUGCUGCGUGAGAGUCUGGAUCUGGUGCUGCGAAAUCUGCUCGAAAAGAAUAUGCAGCAGCCCAGUCCAGAGACGCGUGUGCGCCAAAACGUGUUCAAACUGAACGAGCAGGAGCCUGAAACAGAUCAAGCGUCCGAACUGAAAGCCGAACGCCUGCGCCGGCACAUUGUGCACCGGCGGCAUUUACUUAACCGGGUGCUGGUGCGAUAUAAACGCUUCAGCAAUGGCACCAAACGCAAACGGCUGAUUGAGCCGACGCGUGAAAAGUCGAAAGAAGAGGAAGCGGCGGCUACAGCGCGUAACAACAAGGAUAAAGACCAUGACAAAGACAAGGAGAGAGUCAAAGAGGAAUCAAUGCAUCAGCCGCCCGGCCCUGGAAGCCCCAAUGAGUUUUUGAAGUCCAAGCACGAUGCUCAGGUCAAGGCCAAGAAUCUCUACAAAUCCUGCGUGAACAGCGAGCUGCUUAGCCGCCGCGGCCUAGAGCCGCUGCACACGCUAAUACGCCAGCUGGGCGGCUGGCCAGUGCUCGACUCAGAUUGGCGCAGCACCCACUUCAACUGGCAACAGCUGGCCGCCACACUUCGUCGCUACAACAAUGACAUACUCAUCGUGCAGUGGGUGGGCGCCGAUAUCAAGAACUCCGAAGAGAAUAUCAUACAGUUUGAUCAAACUGGCCUGGGGCUGCCCACUCGCGAAUACUUCCUGCAGCAGAACAACGCCAAAUACCUAAAUGCCUAUCAGCGCUACAUGGCCGAGGUAAUGAACAAACUGGGCGCCAGCAAAUCGGAUGCAUCACACACCGCCACCGAGCUGAUUGCCUUUGAGACGCGCCUUGCGGCGAUUACAGCGCCAGCUGAGCAGAGACUCAAUGUGACCAAGCUCUACAAGCGGAUGUCGCUGCAGCAGCUGAAAGCUUUAGUGCCACAGAUAGGUUGGACUGCGUAUUUGAGUACGCUGCAGGGACGCAAUGUCAAUGAAACGGAGCAAGUGGUCAUCUAUGCGGUGGAGUACAUGAAGCAACUUGUGGCACUGCUCGCCGUUACAGAGCCACGCACUGUCGCCAACUACAUGAUGUGGAGGUUUGUGCGGCACCGCAUCAACAAUGUGGACGAUCGAUUUGACGAUAUCAAGCAGAAUUUCUAUCAUGCGUUAUUCGGGCGCGAGGAGAGUCCACAGCGCUGGAAGGUCUGCAUAGCGCAGGUGAACACCAAUAUGGGCAUGGCCGUCGGCUCCAUGUUUGUGAGUCGGUAUUUCGACGACAACAGCAAGCGGGAUACACUGCGCAUGACCCAUGAGCUGCAGCAGGCAUUUCGCGAUAUACUUAAGACUACUGACUGGCUGGAUCAGACCACCAAGCUUCUGGCCGAGGAGAAGGUAAAUGCCAUGUCCCUUAAGAUUGGCUAUCCGGAUUUUAUACUGAAUGCCGAAGAGCUAAACGAAAAGUAUGCGGGCAUCGAUAUACAUCCGGACAAGUACUUUGAGAACACGCUCAAUGUGCUGCUGCACACGGCCAAGAUGGAGCAGGCCAAGCUGCACGAGCGUGUAAACAAAACCAACUGGCAGACGGCACCGGCGAUUGUGAAUGCCUACUACAGCCGCAACAAGAAUCAGAUCAUGUUUCCCGCUGGCAUACUACAGCCACCGUUCUAUCAUCGCCAUUUUCCCAAGUCGCUGAACUUUGGCGGCAUCGGUGUGGUCAUUGGACAUGAGCUAACCCACGGCUUUGACGAUAAGGGUCGGCUCUUUGAUAGCAAUGGCAAUAUACACAAAUGGUGGACGGACGCGUCUAUUCGCGGCUUUGACGAUCGCGCCCGCUGCAUCAUUUCACAGUACGGCAAUUACACGGUCGAGGAGGUUGGCAUAUCGCUCAACGGCGAGAGCACGCAAGGUGAGAAUAUUGCGGACAAUGGCGGACUGCGACAGGCAUUUCACGCCUACAUGCGUUGGAUAAACGAAAACCCACACGAGGCCAAAGAUGAGAUGCUGCCGGGCCUAAAUAUGACCGGACCGCAGCUAUUCUUUUUGAAUUUCGGUCAGGUAUGGUGCGGUGCCAUGCGGCCGGAAGCGAUACGGAACAAGCUGAACACAGCUAUACACAGUCCCGGACGGUAUCGAGUAAUCGGCACACUCUCCAACUCGUACGACUUUGCGCGCGAGUUCAACUGUGCGGCGGGCACGCCCAUGAAUCCCCACAAAAAGUGCAGCGUCUGGUAGUCGCUAUCUAUUGUUACCUAUAGCCUAAGAGUAUUACAGACGAUCUAUUCCUAAAGAAAACCAAUGCAGACCGUUGGAUCUAUCGCUAACUAAUUGCUCCACAUUUGAAGCGACUUGAUUAGGAGUAUGUGUCGGCUGUCAGCUUCCUCUGAGCUGGCUUGUUGUGGUCUUGUCAACAACAACGUCGCACUUCACUUGGGCCCAUUGCGCCACAAUUCACAUUCACUUAAUUAAUGGUGAUUUAUGCCCACUAGUUGGAUUGCAAGUAACUGCCUUCCUAUGCGGUUGUUGUUCUCCCUCUUGCUAUGUUAAACUUCUUCAAUUGUCUUUCCAAUAAGCUUGCAAUUCUUAUGCGCCAAUUUGUGAAUUCAAACAAUUCACUAAUUAAUCAUAUGUAUUCAAAUUUAAAUUGCACAUUCAAAUCUAAAAAAAAAAAUAUUAAAGAACAAAUGAUGACCCAAUUUAUAAGAACCCAUAAGUUUGAUAGUUUGAACCGUUUAGGAAGAUAAUUUUCUAUACCUAGUGUACAUUCUUGAGGUUUUCAAUUUCUGAAAAAAGAAUAAGCGAGGGGGCUGCAUUAAAUAUUUCCAAAAAUUUAGUUUUCAAAAAUCAUUUCCUAGAAAAUAUCAUUUCUAAAUGUUUCAAACUCCUAAAAA